GUUGGACGGCGGAAGGCAGUCCAUGGAAAGUGGCAGCAAGAGCAUUCUUCAAGAACGCAAAGCUUGUUUCGGCCGGAACAAGAAUGGCCUGGUCGUUGAAGACCAGUUAAUUGUUUAUGGUAGCCAGCGAGCUAUUGGAUAUGUAAACAACGUAUCUCGGGGUGGCUAAGUUGUGUUCGUAGAGUGAAUGUCCGUCCUCCAGGUUAAGGUUAGUUUGCAGUUAAGCCUUGAAAGCAGGCCAGCGAACGUGUUGCUGAAGUUAUUGUUUAGAUAUUGUGAUAAUACAGUGGAGGCCUGGCCCGUGAAUUGUUGGAAACGUGGUGUGGAGAGAACCACAUUCAAAGUGCCCGCCAGCGGGAAUAUCUCUUAUGCUAGGUGAAGCUGUGCACCUGAUUGGUGGACGGCGGCCCUGCGCAGUGUCUGCGCACCGCCCACGCACACGCCUGGAGGAGGGAGAGGCAGGCAGGGAAGACCCACACCUGACCACGUGUAGACCUGCUACCGACGUCCCUAGAACAGUAGUUAUCUAGUGCUGGCAAGACUGCUUGGACCUCGACCAUCCUCUCCCCUGAGAAACCUACGCAUCGCUUCAGCCCUCCAACAAGAAAACUACAACUCAAGGUUGCAAUAUGGUGAGAUGGUGCAGUCAGCGUGGAGCGACGAAGGUGGUGCCCUGGGCCGUGAUGAUGGUGAUGGUGUGGUGUGUUCAACCCGGCCUCACCAUCCGUGUCGACGACAAGGAAGGCUUCGGUCUCUGCAACGUGCCACAGGUGGGCAAGCUACAGACGGUGGCGGUGAAGGAGUGCAGCAAGUGGCCCUGCCUGGCACAGGUCGGCCGCUCCGGCACCUAUGAGGUCACCUUCACUCAGGAGACAGAGAACGUCAUCUACAGCAUCGAGAGCAGCAUCUACGUGUGGGUGAAGCUGCCGUUCGUGCAUGGAGGCCGAAAACCGGUUCGCGUUGUCAUGCCGGGGGAGAAGGGAAAGGACCUGUGUGGCCACAUCAGCCCUCCCUGUCCCCUACGGCCCGGUGUGCCAACCACCAUCAGCAAAUCAAUCACCAUCCCACUGCAGGCUAGGCUGGCCCAAGGUACCGUUGUGGUGGAGUUUACUGUGAUGGAUGAACAGGACCGUGUUCUCAUCUGCUUCCGCGCUCCUGUUAUAGUCGUCUGAGUCGCCAGCUGCCCUUGAACAGUUGGCUGCGUCGCCGUUUCCACUUGAAGCAGCUGGUUGCGUCGCCCCCUGCACCUUGACGCAGUUGGCUGCGUCGCCAUCUCCACUUGAAGCAGCUGGUUGCGUCGCCCCCUGAACCUUGACGCAGUUGGUUGCGUCGCCACCUCCACUUGAAGCAGCUGGUUGCGUCGCCCCCUGUACCUUGACGCAGUUGGUUGCGUCGCCACCUCCACUUGAAGCAGCUGGUUGCGUCGCCCCCUGUACCUUGACGCAGUUGGUUGCGUCGCCACCUCCACUUGAAGCAGCUGGUUGCGUCGCCCCCUGUACCUUGACGCAGUUGAUUGCAUCGCCACCUCCACUUGAAGCAGCUGGUUGCGUCGCCCCCUGCACCUAGACGCAGUUGAUUGCAUCGCCACCUCCACUUGAAGCAGCGAGUUGCGUCGCCCCCUGCACCUAGACGCAGUUGGUUGCGUCACUACCUGUCGCAAUAUAACCACUGCGUGUUCACCUGCACCUACUGAUUCAUCCUAAAUUAGGCUGCCAUACAUAUUUAUUAAAAUUAUUCACUCAUACUCUUA
Molecule: messenger RNA, 1750 nt
Organism: Procambarus clarkii (red swamp crayfish)
Lineage: Eukaryota; Metazoa; Arthropoda; Malacostraca; Decapoda; Cambaridae
Product: NPC intracellular cholesterol transporter 2
Source: RefSeq, a predicted model, not a curated record